AUGGUCAAGAUGACGUCUCUCAAAUCGGAAAACAAGAAGCUGUCCAAGCAGCUGCGCGAAGCCAGCGACCUGCUAUCAACGAGGGACGAUCGAAUGAAAUCCCUCGAAGCCGCCGCCCGCGAGUACCAGGCUAAGAUUGAGGCGCUCGAGAAGGACCAGGCCAACGAGAAGCUGAAGCUUGAGGGUGUUCAGCGGCGACUGGACAAAGACAGGGCCCAUAACGACACUGUCGAAAGCAAGCUUACUGCCGCCACCACUGCCGUCUCACUUCACACCAAGACAUCGACGAAGCUCGCUCUACGCGUACGAUUCCGGGAUCUGACGAUUACGAACCUCAAGGCAAGGGCUGCGUUCGAGCACAACAAGGUAUCUGAGGAGCUCGACCGCGUCCACGGUGAGCUUGCAGCCACCCGGCUACAGCAUGAAACAAAGACGGUGGCGGAGCACAAAGCCUUUGAACACGACCUGUCUCUGACAAGAAUGCAACGCGAUGAAGCCUACACCAAGGUAGUGGAGCUCGUGCGGCACUCGAGGCUUCGGACAAUGUCUGUGCUGCGCAAUUGGCGAAAACACAGACUGUUCAGGCCGACGGUGUUAGGUUUCCACAGCUACUCCUCACUUCGCUAUCAAAGAAUGUCCUAUUACGCACGCGCAUGA
Messenger RNA from Alternaria hordeiaustralica, 657 nucleotides. RefSeq lists its product as uncharacterized. The coding region runs from base 1 to 657 and encodes 218 amino acids. The record is from RefSeq and is a predicted model, not a curated record. Lineage: Eukaryota; Fungi; Ascomycota; Dothideomycetes; Pleosporales; Pleosporaceae. The transcript has 2 exons.